UGCGCGGCGAACCGGGCGCGUCCCGCCAGCCCGCCCGCGAGCCGGAAGUCAGGCGUCACGGACGGAAGCUGAGCGAAGGGUGUCCCCCGGCCGGUGGGCUGCCGUUGGGCCCGUUGAGGUGGCGGCGAACCCAGGGUUCCGGAUGGAGGCAGCCCGGGGUCCCGGGCCCAGGCUGUGCUGCAAGCCCGGUGGGCGGCUGGACAUGAGCCACGGCUUCGUGCACCACAUCCGACGGAACCAGAUCGCCCGGGACGACUACGACAAGAAGGUGAAGCAGGCGGCCAAGGAGAAGGUGAGGAGGCGGCACACGCCCGCGCCGACGCGGCCCCGCAAGCCCGACCUGCAGGUGUACCUGCCGCGACACCGAGAUGGCUCUACCCGCCCAGGCAAACCAGACCCUGAGGAGUCCAGUGACAGUAGCAGCAGUGGUGGUUCUGAACCGGAGCCUGCUGGCCACCAGCUCUUCUGCCUGGAGUACGAGGCAGACAGUGGCGAGGUCACGUCAGUGAUUGUGUAUCAGGAUGAUGACCCGGGAAGGGUGAGCGAGGAGGUGUCCGCCCACACGCCUCUGGAUCCGCCCAUGCGAGAAGCCCUCAAGUUGAGGGUCCAAGAGGAGAUCUCCAAACGCCAGAACCGCCACUGACCAGCUUGAAAGCAUUCUUUGCAGGCGGGAUUCCCAGCCUUGAAAGAAUUCUGCCCCAGGAGUUCAGCGCCAGGCUGCUUGAUCUUGACACUGCCGGAGCUGCUGCUUGCUGCUGCAUCCAUGGAGGCCUGCUCCCCCACAGCCAUUUCCUGUGCUGGCCUCUGUGCCGGCCUUGUGAUCUGGAAUUUAUUUAUUUUAUUUUAUUUUCUUGGAAGGGGGAGUGUUGAACAUGGCUCUCUUGCUGUUCUGGAAGCACAGACUUGAGAAGCAGGGUUUAGGAAGACCUAAGCUGUCCUGCUGCUUUGUCACUGGGCCCACAUGCCUGGCUGCUCUGUGUUCCACCCAGCACCCUGAGCCUUGUUUGUUAUUUUUUGAUUGUUUUUCUUUGUUGGUGCUCACUUCCACCCACGUGUCCUCAGGCUUUUUUUUUUUUUAAGCUUUAUUCCUUUGUUCUUCCUUUCCUUCACCGCUUUGCCUUAGGCCAAAUCUCUCCCCACCCCUUCAAAGGGACUGAGCACCUCCAGCUGCUCCAGACUUUGGAGGUGGGGGAGUUGAUGGUGAUCUGCCUUUCUCACAAGUUCUCUAAGUAAUUCUGACACUAGGAUAAAGUGGAAGACCUUCAUUCUUGAAAGCUGCUCCCAAGCAUGCCUCCCUUCCCGGCUCCCACCACCACCACUUCCCUCUGUAUCCCAUGGCUUUCUGAAACAGCUUGCAUGCUCCACUGCUUUGUACUGUCAGAUAGGAGACCUAGAAAGAUCCUGGUGCUAACCCACAAGGAUUUCUUGCAGCAGAACCAAUCUGAGGCUGCAGGAUUCCUGCUGUGAAUAGAUUGACCACUAACAGAGAAUUAGCAAAGCAAGCUUGCUUGAAGCUAACUCUGCAAGUGUGACUUAAAAGUCUGGCCCCUAAGUACCAAGGGAAACCCAACAUCAGCAAUAAUUGCCUGUUUGGGGCCAGAGUUACAGGGAGGGUUGCUAAACAAGCUCUGCUCUGCCUCUUCUCCCUGUCCCAUGCCCAUCUGCCGCCCUCUUUCUCCCACACUACCUCUCAAGGAUACACCCAAGGUGGCUUCCAAAAGUUCAUGGGAAAUGGAACUGAAAGGUAGUGUGGAUGGUCUGAACUUCUUGAAGCCCCUGGUGUAUAUGUAACAGAUCCUUCAAGAGCCCCAGGACAGCACUGCCGUUACCUAGGGAACAUCUCUUCUACCGCAGGGUUAGAUUAAGGUCUGAAGUCCACAAGAUGCCGAGUACACCAAAGUUCCAAGGCAACUUGAGUUUGCCAGCAAAUCAGCCUGACCUCAGCAGCUUGAAAUGGACCUCUGAGCCCCAGAACUUCCUGAAGCCAAAGGCGUUUCUGCCCCCAUGUCAAGAUUCUGCACAUCAGUUCGUCUGUCCCAUGGCAACAGCUUUUUGCUCGAAGGACACCUGAGGGAACUGUGGGUUUGUAAUCCAAACCCCCACAGAUCAUCUCAGAACAGGGCAAGGUAGCUACCUCCACCACACCAUGACAGUAACAAAACACUGAGCUGUACCUUGCGGUACCCAGGAACACUGCGACAGUACAAGAGGCGGAUUGCUUAGAAGGGCCUGGCUGUGAAAGCAGCCAGGGACCAGAGUACUCCCGACCCAAGGUUUUGCUGGGAGCUGCCCAAGGUUAAGUGCCUUAAACUGCCAGUCCUGGGCUCAGGUCUGCUUUCACAGGAGAAAGUCCCUUCCCUCUACUUAUGCAACUGGCUACAAGUGCCUUAUGUUAACUGCCCUCCUGGGUCAGGGCUAUUCUCCCCACAGGUUACAGGACCAGUCACUUCAAGUCCGCCGGUUCUUCAAUAGAUCCUGUGGCUUGGCACAUGGGAUUUCACUGGAAUCCUGUGACUGCUCAGUCUGGAGAUUCUUUCUGUGUGCAUCUCACAACUGGAUUGCAUGUUACACAGUUUUUGUAUAACCCAGGUGUUUGGGGGACAUGGUACCUGAGAUUUCUAAACUUCUUUUCCUGUUUUGUGUGCAGGGACAUUUGUGGUGUUUGCACAGUGCAUCCUUCCAUUUGUUUGUGAAGGGAUCCUCAGAGACCCUUCCAGGUGCAGGCAUACAAACUCCUUGCCUCACGACUUGGUUUUGCUGAAACUCUUGGUUUACCAAGUGUAUGUGACACAUUUUCCACCAUGCAAGUAUUCUAAUCUGUGUAGCAUGACUCUAAAGCACUAACAGCCAGGACUGGACUGUUAACCUAUUGUGUAUUGUCAACUCCCCUUCCCCCCACUGGGAGUCCAAAAUGGUACUAUCUCAUCUAAUCACCAGAUCUGCCUCUGAAAGUCCUCCACAUGUUAAAAAUCGGUGAUUUGCCAGCCAGGAGUGUGUCUCAGGACUGACCUGUGUUGAGUGGGGCAUCACUUAUGGAUGCCACUGUUAUGCCAGACUGUUUCAGAAGCAGUGCUCUUUUGAUUAGAUAGGUUCUUGGCUGUCUUUAAAAAAAUGUUCUCAUAGGCAUGUUUCUUGCCAUUUAGUAUGCAGUGUUAAUUCUUAACUGAAGGUAAGCCUGGAUUUAAGGCUUUGUGUUUCCUGGGCCAGCAGGUCAUGUCAUGGGUGCAAGGAACCUGGGCUUGCAGGGGCUUUGGGCUGUGCAAGAGUAAACAUUAAAACUUGAGUUGCAGCCAGUUGGCAAACAUAGAAGUCUUUGAAGAAUGUAACACAAGCAGGGAAAGGAAUUAUGCAGUUGUGUUUUUUGUUUGUUUGUUUGUUUGUUUUUUUUUUCCCAAAAUUGUAUUAUGGAACUGGAGCUAGGGGUUGAAAGUUGAGACCACAUGUUAAUGAUGGGACGUAGGCAUCCCAGCCACUGGGCCAAUCACCUUUCUCUAGAAAGCUUUUUGUACCCAUUGAGAGUUGGCACCUCUGUAGACCUGCUAGCCAGUAGGCCUGUGUGCGUGGGCAAUUACAGGUACAUUUUCUGUGGAAAGGAUGCUCAUCUCUAUGGGCCACUCCAUGGAGGGGCAUUACCGACUGGAAAUUAGCCCAGGUGAAAGCACUUGGAGUAGGCAUCCAACCUCCAUGCGUUCGGCAGGAUCCAGUCAUGACAAGUGAAUAGACCCCCAGCUAGCUCACAAAUUCAAGUGGAACCUUUAUAUGCAGCAAGAGCAAUAGGACAGAUUAUUUCCCUACCUCUGAGCAAGCUGCCUUUUUGUAGAACCAUGGAAUGUUGGCAGUUAAUUAAAACAUCUUAAAUCCUCUGAUGGAGUUCCUGCCCUGUCCUCAACCAGUGAGCUGCUGAGGAGCCAUAGGCACCCACCCCAGAUUUCCCCAGGAGUUGGAGUGAAUGCCGAGUGACCACUCUGCUGCCUUCUCUCAGAAGCAGUGGAGGAAGACCACUGUGCCUGUGUUAAAUGUAUGCAAAGCCACAUCUCUUGUUUCUUCAUUUUUCAAUGUUUCUGUUGCGUGGAUUAAUAAAACUAAAUGUGCAGAUUAUGUGACUAGGCCAAGAAGUAAAGGUUCUUUUCAAGUACAGUAUUUUUUUAACCAAUAAAUGUGCUAUUUUUACAGCA
This is a messenger RNA of Ochotona princeps (American pika), 4175 nucleotides long. RefSeq names its product chromosome 8 C2orf68 homolog (gene C8H2orf68). NCBI's taxonomy places the organism in Eukaryota, Metazoa, Chordata, Mammalia, Lagomorpha, Ochotonidae. The coding region runs from base 143 to 643 and encodes 166 amino acids. The transcript is spliced from 4 exons. The record is from RefSeq and is a predicted model, not a curated record.